GGGUGAGGGGGGGGGGGGAGAAGGUAUAUUUAUGAAAGAGUGGAUUGGCAGUAAGGGUAACGGUAGAAGGUAUAUUGUAUUAUGAAAGAGUUAUGUAUUUGACGAUACGAUUGUUUCAUUAGAAUAAAAUUUGCAAUUAAUCAAUUAAAAGAAAAAUUAUUAAAUAUCCUUGAUAUAAUUUUCGAUUAAAAAUUAGUUAGAACCAUAUUUAUUUUGAUUGUUUACCCUUUUUAAAAGGAAGAAAAGUGUCAUUAAAUAUCGUAAUAAUAAAGAAGUAAAGCCAAUUAUAUUCAUAAAGGCAAAAAAUGUGGAAACUGUUGUAAAUUUUUACCAUGAAUUAAAAAAAACGAAACUAAUUUGAUAUUUGCUCUGUUGUAGACUCUAAUAUUGUUUUGAAUGUAAAAUUGUAAAAGUACAUUCUGUUUCGCAAACCCUUGUAAUACAAACUGCUUAAUGUUCCUCGUUAAUUAAUGUAAUCGUUUCAGAGAAAAUGCGCCAGCUAUGAGGAAUUAAAAUCCGCCAAAAAUUACUUUUUAAUGGAUUUUAACGAAGUUCCUGACUUUGACCCUAUAGAAGCUUACUCUAUGUCUAUAGAUGAAUCUACUUCGCGUUCACUUAACCUAACUCCUACCAACUUACAGACGGCUGGAUUGAGCUUAACUCCGGUAUGUCCUCCGACCAACCUUUACAUCACGGAGCCGAACUUGUCCGAGUACUUCUCAACCCAUCCUCAGCAGUACGAUCAAACGCAGUAUUUAAACCUACCAGAGGAGAGGGUUCGAAGCUCUGUGCUCAGUCCUAAUUCCUCUCCUUCCAUUAGUCCUCAGAAAUCCCCAAACCCGUCCUACUCCAGGAUGCAAUAUCCACCGGAGUAUCAAUACUACCCGGAGUCAGGACGCGUCCCAGCUCUGCCUCCGACCUACCAGGAGUACCUACAUGAGAAGCAGGUUGGGCAAUCGCAUUUUCUUAGACAGGAUCCGUCCCAAGGAUUUCUCCAUCCAGGUCAGGUUCAGGCUCCUCUUCAGAAUAUGCUCCUGGUGCCUGGUUCCACUCAGAGUUCGGCUCCAAAAUUUAGUAAGGUUGUAUCCGGGGAUAAAACUAUUGUUUACUCCCAGUCGUUACCCCCACCUGGAUAUCCUCCCCCGAAUUCUCCCCCUGGACCCUCCUCCUCCUACAUAUCUGUAUCUCCGGGUUCAACUCCAAAUAUUUCUCCGAACUCUAGUUUCUCCUUAUCUCCGUCUCCGAGUAAGAAAACUGGCGGAACCUCCCCUAAACCCUCUCCGAAAAAGGGUCAGCAUGAGGUUCUGAUUAAUCAAGAGUUUGCGGAUAUUCCUGGAGUAAACCUGAGAAAAGGAAACGUAGAAAUCAACAUUUACGUCGCUAGUCUAGUACCCUACGCUCAUCCUGGAUUCCAGAAUAUUGAUAUGUACGCAGAACGUUGCUUAGCCUGCGUAGUGCGUAAACUUAAAAACAAUCUUCGUGGCUUGCAAGUUCUGUACAGGUCCGUGAAAGGUGAUGAAGGAGAUCAAGGUUGUGUAAUCAUUCCUAGAAGUAAAGACUCCAGGAUCACAAUAACUAGACAGGGUGGAGUAGGAGCAGCAUCGAAACGUAUUCAUCCUCAUCUUGCCCUGGUUCAGAUAUUUUAUAAUCCACAGGCGCAAGCUUUGAAUUACCUCGAACCAGUGGCGUCCUGCACAAGUCCUUUUGUUCAAGGAUCAAACUUGGUUGAGAUGUGCUUAAACCCGUUCCAUUACUCCGUAGUGCCGCCAACUCCGGGGAAUAAAUCUCCAGGUGCCGCCAGGAAAAGUCCGAUGAAACCCAGGAGUAAUAAAAGUGUAACACUGAGCAAGAAUCCUCUCAUGGAUUAUUUAAAGUCUCAGGGUCAGGGGGUUAAGGUUGAGGAAGAAAGUGAUUCAGAUUUUCUCUCUGAUUCAUCCGACUCGGAGGAUUGGGAGAACAAGUGGAGAUCGGAGUCAAUACUACCGGAGAAAUCUAAUCCUUCUCAGAAUGAUCCCGAGGAAUUGAUCAAGAAGAUUAGAUUCCUGGCCCUAAAGAGGAAAGAGGCAGAUUCGGAGAGGACAGAGGCUAUGAUGAAGAGGACAGAGGCUAUGGUGGAGAGGACAGAUGCUUCUCCUAAACUCCUGGAAAAACUACGGAUACUAGAGGAUCUAAGAUGUCUGUUUAAAGGAAAGAUUGAUCUCAGCUUUGCAACCAAAUCUAAUCAGAAUAAACCCAAAACCAAAACUAGGUCUGGACGGAGAUGUGUUGAUUAUAGUGUGGGACGAGGAACACUGAUAUCUCCCGCACUAACGUUUGCAAUCAGGAAAUAUCUGGCAAAACAACGUUUGAAGUAUGAACAAUCAAAUCCUGAUAAAUCCGCCAAAAGUAUCACUUCAAACAUAACUUCCAAUUCAAUACCUAAUCCUCAAAAUUUAUCCUUAAAUUUUGACACGCCGUUGCCUUCAAGAGAAAGGGUAAAGGUUGAAAACGAAAACGUAAAUAUGAGCACUGAUAUGAGAAGUAAUUUUGAAUACGAUGGUGGGAUGAUAAAUGAUGCAAGACAGGAGAAGGAUGAAAUGAUGGGAGAGGAUAUAAGGAUAAAAGAGGAGAGGAUGGAUGAGGAGGAUGAAGAGGAGUUUAUGGAGAAUGAAAACAAAGAUGAACUUCAUAUACAGGAUUUACUGGGAAGCAUCAAGGACUCUUUCGAGACAGAUUUGGACAUGGAGCUGGACACCUUCACCCACCAGGACCAGGAGGAAUUCAAUCACGAGGAGUUCCAGCAGUUUAGUAUUGCAAAUACAUUUUCUAUCUCAGGGUAUACAUCACCCAGCAUUCAGGACAAGGAUGAAAGCAGUCUGCCUGGUUCAGAUCUUGAUCUAGGAGAUCUAGGAGUACAAGGAGGUCUAGGACAGAGUUCUGAUGCUCUGCUGGUUGGAGCUGAGGAGGGUUCUCCGGGUAUACUGGAGAACAGGGAUACUCUACCUUGUAUAGUGAGUAGCUGGAGUGUAGAGGGAGGGGAGGAUAAUGAUAAUAGUUUUCUUAUGUUUGAUACAUAGCUCCCCCUUUCUCCAGAACAGAUUUAGAUUAAUUAUCACAAAAGGAUUGUUUUACCCUGAUAAGUUUAUGUUAAAAAACGCAUUUUGUUUUUUUGUCUGUUUUGUAGCGAUGAUAUUUUAUUGAUUUGCAUUAAACCACCGGCUGCUAAUUAAAGUUACACAAGUUUUCAAGAUUGGGUCGACUUUAAAGUGUUGCCACGCCUUGACCUUUAAUUUUACUUCACUAACUCAUAUAUACUUUUCGUAGCCCUAGACAAUAGACAUGUAAUGCAUAAGAACAAUUUGUUUAAAAUGGCCACAUCAUUUUGGAUCCUUAAAACUAAAAUUUUAAAGGUUUUGACAAAAAAAAACAAUUCAAUGAGUUGUUUAGAACAGAUAAGUUCUAUGGGCCCCUGAUUCCUACGAUAAUUAUAAAUGGAUACUUUUUGGGUUGUCUGUUUGUUUUUAUCUAAUAAACGUCAAAACGGUUGAACCGAUGUGGCAUUUUUUUAAUGGAAUCUCAUUCACCUGGACUCUGUUCGAAUGCUUUGUAAAACCUUUUCCUCAACAACUUUUGAUUUGUCCUAAUUUUGGAAAUCCACGAUUUUUAACACAUAAAAAUCCGCGAAUUUCAAGAAAUUGGGAUUUAUUUUAUCAUUAACUGGACAGAACAAAUCCAGUUGUACCGAUACGACACAUCUCGUCCUAGCCAGACCAAAUUGAGUUUGAUCUAGUGGUACCGACACGACACAUAUCGUCCUAGCCAGCCCAAAUUUAGAAGGAUCUAGUAAUACUGGCUCGGACAGAUAUCAGCUGAUAACUGUGACGAAACAUACCUGACGAAACUUAUAUAAUUUCUGUAAACUUCGAGGGGCUAAGUUAUACGUUUAAAAACAAGUCUAUGCAUUUGAUUUUACUUUAAUUACAAGUUGUGAAUAUUUUUCGAAAUGUUUAAAUUUUCCGUAAUAUUUCAUAGUUUAUGUAAGUAAAUGUUUCAGAAAAA
Messenger RNA from Eurytemora carolleeae, 4038 nucleotides. RefSeq lists its product as uncharacterized. The record is from RefSeq and is a predicted model, not a curated record. Gene Ontology annotation, biological process: transforming growth factor beta receptor signaling pathway; regulation of DNA-templated transcription. The transcript is spliced from 18 exons. Lineage: Eukaryota; Metazoa; Arthropoda; Copepoda; Calanoida; Temoridae. Gene Ontology annotation, cellular component: transcription regulator complex. The coding region runs from base 537 to 3056 and encodes 839 amino acids.